AUGUCCUCCCAAUUUUUACAGACAGAGCUUGCAAACCUCAUUCAAGAGUCUAGACGGAAGAAUUCAGAUCUGCGCAGUGCAGCAGAGCAGUCGCUAAAUGAAUUGAAAGCACUACCCUCAACUUCAGAGGCUCAAAUAGCUGCAGAUCUUGUGCGCAAGCCGACCUUUGUUGAGCCAUUCAUUAUCGCAUGCCAUACGCGGCAUGCAAAGCUUGCUGGCAUUGGCGUGAUAUGCCUACAAAGACUCAUUGCGUCAAGGGCACUCCCUUCAUUUCGUUUGAAAGAUGUUCUUACCGGCUUGCGAGAAACGACAAACUUAAGCCUUGAUAUCCAGUUGAAAAUAUUGCAGUCAUUGCCUUCCCUGCUGCAAUACUACUCUAAUGAGCUUAGUGGAAAUUUACUCGCAAACACUCUAGAGAUAUGUGCUACUCUACAAGCAAGUAAAACCAUUGCAGUCAGUAGCACAGCCGCUGCUACUCUUCAACAGCUAGUGGUCUCCACUUUUGAGAGGGUCUCUAGUGAGGACAGGGUGCCAAAUGAUGAAAAAACCACAAAGACUGUCAAGGUGGAUGGCCAGUUUGUUGAAAUUGGACAAUUUGCAUAUGAUGCUUUGCAGGUCUUGGAUGAUCUUUGCCGUCUCAUUGAUGGAGAACAGUUACAAUUUCUCAGGACAAGGACUCUGGCACCGCCCUUCGUCCUCGAACUCAUUGAGGGCAUUAUAACGAACAGUGGCCGCCUCUUUGUAGGCCACCCAGAAUUGUCUCAGGUCUUACGAAUUCGCUUGAUACCUUUGAUUAUUCGAUGUCUGUCUGAGAAGACCUCAUUUUCACAGACAGUUCGAGUCACUAGGAUUCUGCUUGUGCUCUUAAAGCGUCACAUGUCUCUCCUAACCUCGGAAUGCGAGAUGGUUCUUGGGCUUUUGACCCAUUUACUGGAACCAGACGGGACAGCACCCUGGAAGAGAGUGCUUUGCAUGGAACUUUUCCGGGGUCUUUAUUCUGAACCCGGAGUUGUGAGACAAAUAUACUCGCUUUAUGAUGGAGAAGAAGACAGAAAGAACAUUCUUCGAGACCACAUGGCUUCAUUUGUUCGACUGGCUUCCGAGAAACCUUCCCUGAUCGGCGUCAGUAACCAGUCAACAAUUCCACUACGCGCUGACAGUUCCCGGUCUGCUACGGAAGACCAGAUAGCUCUCGAAACUGGUGGCGUCGCGGGUGUUAUUGGGACAUCGGUUCCUCCAACUGAGUUAAGGGUUGCCGGGAUUAGCAGCCAGUGGAGUGUUGUGCGGACACCCUAUAUUGAGCUCCUUGACAAGACAGAGCCAUCGCUUCCGCCCGAGACUUAUAUAUACAGUUUGGUUCUCAACUGUAUUAGCUCUUUUGCCGAAGGACUUGCCAAGUUCAUUCUUCCACUGACGGUGCCGGAUUUGAAACAAAAGCGCAGGAGCCGUCUUGUCAGUAGUCCUGAUCAAGGCCCAGACUCGGCAAGAUCUUCUCAAGAUCUCCAAUUCCUAGAAGCCACGAGAGCUCAGUCGGCUGUAUCGGGGAAGAGGCCGCCAGUCCCAGUAAAUCCGCUGGACCUCCAGUCUCACAUUCAAUUUUCUGCAAUAAAAACAUGCGCAGGCAUUGUUGAGAAUUGCUGGCCUGCGGUGCUUGCAACCUGCUCUACUUUUUUGCAUGCCUCCCUUGAUGAUGAGUUUUACCACAAUCUUGUUCGUGCAUUCCAGAAACUAGCUCAUGUUGCAGGUCUUCUUAGACUGUCAGUGCCACGCGAUGCUUUCCUUACGACACUGGGAAAAGCUGCCAUGCCUGCAACCUCUGGCCGUUCCAAAGCGCAGACCCCUGCAGGACCGGCUGCCGCGGGAGCCCAGGCAAAUGAUGAUUCUUUCAAAAGACGGAAGAGCACCGACGUCUCACGAAUCAAUUCACUGUCUAUGGAGUCCGGCGGCUCAACUGCCGUUGAGGGCGUCACAGCAUCCCUUAGUACCAGAAACCUGCUUUGCCUUCGAGCUUUAAUCAAUCUUGGAAUUGCACUAGGGCCAACAUUAAACCAGCCAGCUUGGUCUAUUCUCCUGGAGACACUGCAGUAUACAGGCCUGGCGAUUGGCAUGUCAUCAAGUGCAAUGGUCAAAUCAGCAAAUGGUGUCGUAGAAACUCCAGGUAACUCGGGAUAUGAUGUUCCUACCGCCAACCUGGGUGCGGAAGUAAUUGCUGUGCAAACAGCAUCUUCUAAGCUCUUCGAAAGUACCAGCGAUUAUCCUAUUGAUUCUUUCCUGGAUAUCCUCCAUGCUUUGUUGAAUCUAACUGCGUUCACCGCGGAGAGUGAAGAGCAAGAGCAAGCUCAAAAGGUGUCUGAUACCCCCAGCUCACCGCAGUCAACAAGACGUUCAGGUCGCCUGCACCAAAAUGCACAAAGGGUAUCACAUACUGUGGGCAAAUUGAGGAUGCAAGAUGAGGAGCUGAAAUUCGUGCUAGAAAAAGGCAAUGAACUUGCUAAAGCUAACCUUGGUCGUUUGUCAUCCUUGGAUGAAGCAGAUGGCAAAGCCUGGCAGUUACUGACCAGUAGUCUCAUCUCAAUAUCCGCAAACAUCACAAUUAGCCCGAAUCUCCGCCUGCAGGCCAGCGGGGUUCUGAACUCAUUAGUGUUUCUGACAAUGAAACCAAAGGACAGUGAUGACGAAGAGAUACAAGAUAAGAUCCAAACAAGGAAUCUUGGGACUCUCAAAGACCAAGUUGCUUCUCUCUAUGAGUCUGAUCUGGUGACGUCCAAGUCUCUUCCAAUCACAGUAGUGGAAAUACAUGAGCAAAGCCUAGAAUCCCUUCAAACCAUUUUGGAGCAGUACGCUGAAACGUUCAAAAAUGGUUGGAAUCUCGCUUUCGAUUUGAUAUCCGGCGUUUUUCAAGCCGUCAAGAAUGUGGAAUGUGGCGACCAGCUUUCCACGACGAACGAACGCAGAUCAUCUGGUCUUCCGUCUGGACCGCGACUAGUUCGCGCUGCCUACAAAUCGCUACAUCUAGUUGCGUCUGACUUCCUUUCUCUUCUCCCCGCACCCUGCCUAUUGAGCCUGGUUGACUUAUUAUCGAGCUUUGCCUCUCAAAAACAAGAUUUCAAUAUUUCACUCACUAGCACAUCCUUUUUCUGGACAAUUUCAGAUUUUCUUCAAGGGCAGAUCGAUGAAUUCUCUAUCGAGAGUCAUGUUGAUGCUUCCGUUAGUGAAGAUGCUCUGAGUGACCUUGCUCGAUCGGAGGAUCUGUCUGUUUCAAGGAAUUCGCUCUGGCUUUUGCUGUUGCUCCGCAAUGUGGACAUCACCACGGACAGCAGAUCGGAAAUUCGGAAUAGUGCCAUCCAUACCCUUCUCAGAAUUUUCGAUGCCUAUGGACGGCAGCUUUCCCCCAAAGCUUGGCGAUUGUGCUUGAACAGAGUGCUCUUUUUGAUGGUGGAGCAGAUUGAAACCACAUUGAAGGAGUCGAAAACUGUGAAGAAUGAUCUCAGAUCUUGGAUUGAUACAACGGUCGUCAUGAUUAAGGGCGUUUGUAACCUGAUCACGACAUUUUUCGAUGCAAUUGUGAGCGAUGAGGAAUUUGACCAGUCUUGGACACGACUCGUGAAACACCUGCAGGCCCUAGUGGGUCUCGAUCAUCUUGAAUUUAGUGAAGCCACCUUUGCCAGCCUAUCUGAUAUUCUUGUCCGGGCAAAGCCGUCGAGUGGGCUGAGCAAAUCUGCACUUCACUGCACCUGGAACCUCUGGGUUGAUGGCCAUCCUGCCGACGACGAAUCCAAAUUGGACCUGACGCGGGCCAAUCAGGAUGCUGCACUGGCCUACCUACACACAUUCCAGCAAGUUUAUCGUCUAUACAAAGACGAUUUGACUAUGGAGCAGAUCGAAAAGGUCUUGCAUCAUCUACGUCUCCUUGCCUGGAACUCGGUUUCUCUGUCAUAUUCCCCAGACAUUGAGCGCCCUUCAGCAGUCCAAGCACUGGUCAUUGAUUGCGUCAAAACUCUUUGCAUGGAGAAGAAAGAAUCACAAGCAGCGAUUCUUCUAUGUGCCGCUGAUUUAUCUGCUUCGGCCAUAUCUAAAUGGAUUCCAGGAAGCGACUCAAGGAGACCUACUUUUGUGGCAUUCUCCAAAAAUGCAACGGAUCUUAUCAGCUGGUAUAUCACAGAGUUCGGUAUCCACCAAGACAUUUUCGCCAAUGGUGCACUGAAAACAACGCUUGAUCGUCUCAGCCUACCAAUUGUGCAGAAAUACACAUGGCAAGGAAAGGACCGCGAGACUUUUCUGUGGCAGAAAGCCACAACCGUACUGUUGAACGUACUUCAAGUCGCAGUCCCCUAUGUGGAAAAGCAAUAUACCGAAGAGAAUGCGUCUGAGAUAGCCCGUUUCUGGCAAUGCGUUGUGACUGCCACUGACGGUAUCGUAUCUGCUCGCGGCUUCCAAAUUCAACAGCUAUCAAAUACACGAAUCCUAACGGAUGAGACCUUCGAUAUUGCUGCAUUUACUCGCUUGAAAACGUUGGUUCUUCCAUCACUUGGCGCGUCUGCGAUUGCAAGCCCUAUUCGCCGUGAAUUUGCCUAUGCCCUCUUCAACUCUUCAUUCAUCUAUCCACCUCAACGGUUAGACUUGCCAGCCACAUCGAACGAGAAGAAUGCUCUUCAAGAUUUCUACAAAAUCCGAACUGGACGCACUUUCGACCCUCCCCCAAACCUGAGACGCAAAAUGGCCUACGCACUAAUUGACACUUUGUUCGAGUUUGCGGAAAAUACAGACUUGGACAAUGCCUCGACUUCUCCGCGGACUUUGCUCGCUCAGUCCGUUUCCCCUUACCUUCUUCUUCGCUGUGGCAUGUCCCUGAAAGCAUACAUCGCCGAUCAACCUCUGCGCGGUCUGAUGCCUCAGCCUACUCUCGCACGCAAGGCCUUGCUUCAUCUCCUGACUCAUAUGGUUAAGCUUAAGAGUGAGCCUUCCGCUUUCCCCGAUCCACCUUCAUUGAGAACCAUUCCUGCAACGAGCAACGGAGAAGAUGACCCGCGUCAUCAUAGCAAGCAUUUGGAGUGGUUAUACCCCCCUGGUUGUUAA
Molecule: messenger RNA, 5076 nt
Organism: Penicillium malachiteum
Lineage: Eukaryota; Fungi; Ascomycota; Eurotiomycetes; Eurotiales; Aspergillaceae
Exons: 5
Coding region: 1-5076 (1691 amino acids)
Source: RefSeq, a predicted model, not a curated record